GUUUUUAGAAAACCAAAAGUAGUCCAGAAAGACCCAUAUAGAGUAAAAAAUGUCAUCGGUGCCUGUGAAGGGUACAACAAGAGGCGGCGAAGGUGGUAGAAACAGGUGGUGUCCAACACCGGAACAGGUGAUGUUGUUAGAAAGAAUGUACAGAGGCGGUCUGAAAACUCCAUCGGCAACUCAGAUACAGCAAAUCACAGAAAGACUAUCAAUUUACGGCAAAAUUCAAGGCAAAAAUGUCUUCUACUGGUUUCAAAAUCACAAAGCUCGUGACCGACAAAAGCUUCGAAAGAAACUCAUGACGUUGUACCAACAGCAUCGCCUUUACCCUUCUCAUGAUCAACCCUCUCUUCCUUUUCAUCAGGUUGGUGGAGUUGAAGAUGAAUCAAGCUGUAUAACGUUAGUCAACAAUUGGACGAGGGAUCUCCCAUCUACUCAAACCUGCAACCUCAUGUGCGAUUGCCCACUGGCCAUGAUGAUGAUAGAUCGGUAUGGUACGACUCCAUGUUGCACAAGAGUACCACCCAAAACUCUACAACUCUUCCCGGUCACCACCACCACGACUCCUGAUGUCAAAGAAGAUGACCAGUUCAGCAAUCCCUAGUCCAAUUUUGACUUUGUUAUCUUUGUUUUAAGUAUUAAUUAAAGACUAUGGUAGACUGAAAGAUUAAAAGUAGUUAGGGUAUCGAUGCUAGGGUUAGGUUUAAUUAGGGCUAGGGUUUAAGAAUAAGUUGUGGGUUUCUAUUAUGUCGCCAGUCCGUUGCAUGGCAGGGCAUGCUUAAUGGUAAUAUCA
Molecule: messenger RNA, 793 nt
Organism: Lactuca sativa (garden lettuce)
Lineage: Eukaryota; Viridiplantae; Streptophyta; Magnoliopsida; Asterales; Asteraceae
Biological process (GO): plant organ development
Molecular function (GO): DNA-binding transcription factor activity; DNA binding
Source: RefSeq, a predicted model, not a curated record